Messenger RNA from Pungitius pungitius (ninespine stickleback), 8834 nucleotides. RefSeq names its product plexin b1a (gene plxnb1a). The record is from RefSeq and is a predicted model, not a curated record. The transcript is spliced from 38 exons. The coding region runs from base 292 to 6765 and encodes 2157 amino acids. Gene Ontology annotation, biological process: semaphorin-plexin signaling pathway involved in axon guidance; regulation of cell migration; axon extension. Lineage: Eukaryota; Metazoa; Chordata; Actinopteri; Perciformes; Gasterosteidae. Gene Ontology annotation, cellular component: semaphorin receptor complex; plasma membrane. Gene Ontology annotation, molecular function: protein binding; semaphorin receptor activity.
CGUCCCGAGCGACAGAGACCGCGUCCGGUUCUGACACACACGCACACACGCGCGCGCACACAAGCAAACCGUUUGCGGACUCGGAGUUUGUUUCUACUUUGCCAGCUCUGACUCUUCAGCAUAAGGUGCGCCGCGUUUUUCGAGAGGGGAACCGAGCACCGACGUGAAGUGACACGCUGGACUUCGUCAGGUACUUGUGCUCGUGAACUGGCGUGGAUGCGAGGCUGUGUUCCUAUCCGCGCCAUGGACGGCUGAUUUACGCGCCUCCACCGACCCAACAGAAUAUUUGCCAUGCCACAUGGGAAGGCCCUGAACCCCACCCUGCUCUUACUCCUUCUCCUCAUUGUCUUCGCCAUGACCCGCGGUCACACCUACCCUCACUUCUCCCGCAAUGAUACUGAAUUCCAGCACCUGGUGCUCCACCCAGACCCAUCGCUGGGGACGGUGUACAUUGGGGCCAGGGACCACCUCUUCCAGCUGGACGGAGCGGACGGACUCCGGCUGGAGCUUGAGGAGAAGACCGGCCCUGUGAGCGACAGCAAGGACUGCCUCCCCCCGGUGACCGAGUCCAACUGUCCCCACGCCAGGAGGACCAGCAACCACAACAAGCUGCUUCUGGUGGAUCCGAAGGCGCUGGAGUUGAUCACCUGCGGCAGCAUCCACCAGGGCACCUGCCAGAAGCGCAGCCUGGCGUCCAUCAAGGCAGUCCGCUUCUCCACAGAGAGGCCUGUGGACACGCAGUAUGUCGCCGCCAAUGACCCGUUGGUGUCCACCGUGGGGCUCGUGGUCGGGCUGCGCGGCGGGGAGCGGACGGUGAUGUACGUGGGUAGGGGCUACACCACCAGCCACCCGCCCAUCUCCACCCGCCACCUCUCAGCCGAGCCCGUCUUCUCCUACGAGGAGACGGCCAAGCUGGCGGUGGCCGGGCGCCUGUCAGAGUACGACCACCACUUUGUGAAGGCGUUCGCGCGGGGCUCGUACGUGUACUUCUUGUUUUACCGCCGUGACAUCAAGUCGGCAUCGAGGGAGUACCGGACCUAUGCCGCCAGAGUCUGCUUGGACGACACCUCCUACUAUUCCUACGUGGAAGUUCCUCUGGUCUGUCGAUCCGCUUCCUCUCCUUCCAGGACUUACAACAUGCUCCAGGCUGCCCAGUUGGGACAAGGCGUCGACUGGGAAGGCGAGGAUCUGCUGGGAGUGUUUUCCAGCCGCGCUGGCUCCACAAACAACGCAGCCUUGGACUCCUCGGCUCUGUGCGUCUACCCACUGGAUGAGCUCGACAGACACAUUGACUCCACCCGCAACCUCUGCUACACCCAGGACGGCCGGGUAGAGGGAGAAGGAGAAGUGGCCUACAUAGAGUACGAGGUCAAAUCCAGCUGCGCCAACCUGCCCAUGAAUACCCUCAAGGCGUAUCCCUGUGGCUCUGACCACACCCCCAGUCCCAUGGCAAGCCGGGCACCCCUGGAGGCCAGGGCGGCGUGGCACACCUCAGCAGCCCGCCUCACUGCGGUUGCGGUCAGCGUUAGGGAUGGACACAGCAUUGCCUUCCUCGGCGACUCCAGAGGAACUCUGCACAAGGUAUAUCUGGGCCGAGACGGCCAGGCGGAGGUGUACGCAAACACAACGAUCCAGCUCAACUCGCCCAUUAACGGGGACCUUCUAUUGGACCGGACUGGGGCACACAUCUACGUCAUGACCAAAACUACUGUCAAGAAGCUUCCGGUGGCAGAAUGCGGAGACCACCUGGACUGUCAGUCGUGUCUGUCCGCCAAAGACCCCUACUGUGGCUGGUGCGUCCUGGAGGGACGGUGUGGUCAGCGCCGGGAGUGCCAGCGGGGUUCUGUGCAGGGCCAAUGGCUGUGGAGUUUCAACCAGUCACAGCAGUGCCUCAGCAUCCAGCGUCUCAGCCUCUAUAACAUCAGCCGCGGGGAGAAAACCGAUAUCACAGUGUCAGUAGAAGGCCUUCCGGGUCUAAGAGAAGAAGAGGCCUACUCCUGCUUCUUUCAGGACACAGAAGCUACGGCUUCACUCACAAACACUGGUGUGAUAUGCUCAACCCCUGAUGCAGGCAGUCUGCCCCCCAUUCGUCGCGGUGAUGAGUUUGUGAUGGUGGCCCUGUCACUGCGUUUCACGAACAUCACGGUAGCAGAGACCGAAUUCACCUUCUACAACUGUAGCCUGGUGCAGCAGCUCUCUGGACGCAGGCCAUGCCACGGCUGCAUCAGCAGUCGCUGGGGGUGUAACUGGUGUAUCCAUCAGCACGUCUGCACACACAAACGCACCUGCAGCCGAGGAGUCACCGUCUACAACCAUAAUUUCAAACCGCCAACACCCACCAUCCCCCCACCCACCCGAAAUCUGACCCCUUUACCUACUGUCCGAGUUGCUGCUGCUACGACAACAACACAGCCCUCAACCACAGAGCCUCUCCCCCCGACUACAGCAGCUGUUCCUUUAACCUCCACCGCAGUCACACCGCCCACGGCCAAGCCCACCUCCCCCCUCACGCUGGCCUCAACCUCCCCUUCUGUCGUGAUCUUCAACCACUCCCUGACAACGCACACCGAUGUCCCGACCACAAGCGAGGGCACGACAGAUGGAAACGGCGACAUUGAAAGUUUCUCAGAGGACGAGGAGGCGGAAAGCUUAAAUGUCACUGCCAAAUACUCCCCCACUACGUUGCACAGCAGCACUACCCAAAAGGUAGACGGUGAGGUGGGGUUUUUAGGUCCGCCUGCUGAAGCGUUUGGCUCUUCCUCUGACGUAAGCCCGACCAACUCCAGAGGAGUGUCCCGCUUAAUAGACCUGUCAGUCAGCGGCACUAAGGACCACGAAGAGAUGGACUCGCCGCCGUGGCUUAGUGAGUGGGAGGGGACUGCCGGAGACUCGGCAACAGGUCCAUCCGUUGUGGGUGCCAGCCAAAAGCCGCCUAUCUUCUCACAACCACUUGACACGGUUAUCAACCCCUUCUCUGAGUCUGCAGCAGACUACCAAUUAGAUUCAUCAACCAGCUCAUUCUUUCCGGAGUGUCCGUGUGUGGAAAAGGUUCAGGAUUCCUCUCUUCUCCCCGUCAACGUGGAGAGGAAGGUCACUCUGCAGGGACAGCACCUGGAUCUGUUUCAGGACGAGAUCUUGGACUACGAGUGUGUGCUGGACGUUGAGAAUGAGUCAGUGGUGAUGGAAGCCCUCGUGGAGGCCCAUGCCACUCAUCCAUCGGCCUUCUUCAUCACCUGCAAAGCUCACAAGUACGCCUAUGCCGCUUCGCUGGAGGAAUACUCGGCCGCCAUCAACGUGAGGAGGAAGAGCUCCUUCCCCAUCGACACCGCGGAGGAUCUGCACGUGACUCUCUUCAACUGUUCCGUGGGGCGGUCGGACUGCAGCCGGUGUCGCACGGCCGACCCCAAGUACGGCUGCGUUUGGUGCAGCGGCCUAGCCGCCUCCCGCUGCGUGUACCGGGACUCCUGCGCCGAGGAGGUGAAACACACGUGUCCCGCGCCCGUCAUCCACUACCUGGACCCGGUUUCCGGUCCCGUGGAGGGGGGGACGGUUGUCACUAUUUCGGGCUCUAACCUCGGCCAGAGAGCUGAAGACAUCCAGAAGUCAGUGACGGUGGCCGGAGUCCCCUGCAGCGUCAUCCACAGCAGAUAUGAGGUCUCCUCGAGGAUAGUGUGCGAGACGACGAGCAGCGGACGAGAGAAGAGCGGCCAGGCCUCGGUCAGAGUAAGGGGAGGAGGACUUGGACUGUCCGCUCAGAUCUUCAGCUUCCAGGAUCCCGUGCUGAGCAGCGUCUUCCCACAGAGAGGUCCCAAGGCGGGUGGCUCCUCCCUCACCAUCAGAGGCCACAGACUGAGGACCGGGCACCCGAGCGAGGUCGGCGUCCUGAUCGGAGGAGUGCCGUGUGUGGUGCUCAACAUCCAGGAGGAUCAGAUCAGCUGUCUGACCAGAGGCAGUAACAGAACAGGAGAGCAUGUUAUCACCGUCCGGUUUGGUAGUACGGAGCGCCACCUGCAGGGCCUGGUGUAUCACUACACCCCCAACCCCAACAUAUCAAUGGCUGCUCCGUCGAAAAGCUUCCUCAGUGGAGGCCGAAUCAUCAUGGUUUCUGGUCAGAACCUGGAUGUGGUCCAGGAGCCCAUAAUGAGGGUGACCCUCAGCCCCCCCGACACUCUCCCUCCCAGGAGGAGGAGGAGCGCCGGAGGGAGGAGUGAAGGUGGCCUAAAUGGAGGACGGGAUCGUCGGGGGGCAAUGAAGAGAUGGAGGAGGAUUGUCCCGGAGGCGGAGUGCGCCAAGGGUACACUCUGUCACGUCAAACAAUAUGAGUCUCGCUGUACCGUCAAUGGCUCCACCCUCAUCCUGUGCCCCACUCCGGCUGUGGGUCCACAGGCCAGGAGGACCAGGGUCAAAGUUCACUUCCUGUUGGACAGCCUCCAUUUUGACUUCCGCAGCGUGGGGGGCGAGGCCUUCAGCUAUGAGCCUGACCCACAGCUGUACCUGCUGAACCAGAACGAUCCGAGCAAACCGUACCACCACAAACCCGGCAGCAUCAUCUCCGUCGAGGGAGAGAACCUGGAUCUGGCGAUCUACAAGCAGGAAGUGGAGGCUCGGAUAGGGGCGGGGCCGUGCUCCGUGAAGACGCUGACACACAACCACCUGUACUGUGAGCCGCCAGCUCAGCAGCCCUCAGUCACCGCAGGCAAGAUACAGGAAGGCCUGGACAGUCUGCCGGAGUUCACAGUGAGAAUGGGGAACCUGAACUUCUCUCUGGGCCGAGUGCAGUACGACAGGCAGGCCCAAUCUACGUUUCCUCUGGAGGCUCAGGUGGGGGUCGGGGUGGGGGCUUCCAUAGUGGCUCUCAUUGUGCUCAUGAUCGUCCUCAUAUACAGGAGGAAGAGCAAACAGGCCAUGAGGGACUACAAGAAGGUGCAGAUCCAGCUGGAGAACCUGGAGACCAGUGUGAGAGACCGCUGUAAGAAGGAGUUCACAGACUUGAUGACGGAGAUGAUGGACAUGUCCAGUGAUUUGGUGGGUUCAGGGAUCCCCAUCCUGGAUUACCGGGCGUACGCAGAGCGCAUUUUCUUCCCCGGCCACCAAGAGUCGCCCCUGAGGCGCGAUCUGGACGUCCCGGAGAGCCGCAGGCAGACGGUGGAGCAAGGGCUGGUUCAGCUGUCAAAUCUCCUCAACAGCAAACUCUUUCUCACCAAGUUUAUCCACACUCUGGAGGUCCAGCGGACGUUCUCCCCAAGGGAUCGGGCCUAUGUGGCCUCCCUGCUGACCGUGGCCCUGCACGGGAAACUGGAGUACUUCACGGACAUCCUGAAGACGCUGCUCAACGAUCUGGUGGAACAGUACGUGGCCAAGAACCCCAAGCUGAUGCUUAGGAGAACGGAAUCAGUGGUUGAGAAGCUUUUGACAAACUGGAUGUCCAUCUGUCUUUUCACCUUUCUGAGGGAGUCCGCAGGAGAGUCGUUCUACAUGCUGUUCAGAGCGAUAAAGCACCAGGUGGACAAGGGACCCGUGGACGCUGUGACGGGAAAAGCCAAGUACACGCUGAACGACAACAGGCUGCUGCGUGAGGACGUGGAGUACCGCACGCUGACCCUAAACGUAGCGAUGCCCGCUGCGGCCACCAGCGGUGGCGCCACCACGCAGACGGUGCCGGCCAAAGUCCUGGACUGUGACACCAUCACCCAAGUGAAGGAGAAACUCCUGGAGCAAACCUGGAAGGGAACCUCUUUUUCCCAGAGGCCACACGUCGACUCGUUACACCUCGAGUGGCGUGCAGGUGUCGCGGGUCACCUCAUCUUAUCUGACGAGGAUCUCACGUCAGUAGUGCAAGGCUGUUGGAAGCGCCUCAAUACACUGCAACACUACAAGGUCCCAGAUGGAGCGACGGUGGCCCUCGUCCCGAGGAAUACCAAAAACCACCUCCAUGACAGCCAUGAUUACAUGCCGGGAGAAAAGACCCCCAUGCUGGACGACGGGGAGGAGGGCGGCGUGAGGCUCUGGCAUCUGGUGAAGGCCGGCGAGGAGUCGGAGCUGCCAAAGCACCGGAGGGGCAGCAUGAGGGAGCGCGGCGGCGAGAGGGCCAAGGCCAUCCCCGAAAUCUACCUCACGCGGCUGCUCUCCAUGAAGGGCACGCUGCAGAAGUUCGUGGACGAUUUGUUCACAGCCAUCCUCAGCACCAGUCGUCCCGUGCCUCUGGCGGUCAAAUACUUUUUUGACCUGCUGGACGAGCAGGCACUGCAGCACAACAUCACAGACCCAGAGACCAUCCACAUCUGGAAAACCAACAGCUUGCCGUUGCGAUUCUGGAUCAACAUCCUGAAGAACCCGCAAUUCAUCUUCGACGUGCAGACCUCGGACCACGUGGACGCCGUGCUGUCCGUCAUUGCCCAGACCUUCAUGGACUCCUGCACCAUCGCCGACCACAAGCUUGGACGGGACUCGCCCAUCAACAAGUUGCUGUAUGCCAGAGACAUCCCGCGCUACAAGCAGAUGGUGGAGAGUUACUACGCAGACAUCCGCCAGACCAUUUCCGGCAGUGACCAGGAGAUGAACUCGGCUCUAGCAGAACUCUCUCGAAACUAUGCCGCGGAGGUCAACUCUCUCGUGGCUUUACACGAGCUGUACAAGUACAUCAACAAAUACUAUGAUCAAAUCAUCACGGCCCUGGAGGAGGACGCCACUGCCCAGAAGAUGCAGCUUGGUUACAGGCUCCAACAGAUCGCUGCCGCUGUAGAAAAUAAGGUCACGGACCUAUGACAUGAAAGACGGGAUGAAAUUCACCUUUUAACCUCAAGGUGAUGGACAACGAUAGGAAUCAUGGUUCUGUCUCCCGGAGGAAAGCCCUCCCUCGUUUCCUCGAGGCGAAGGAGGACAAAGGAUCAUCAUGUCUCUGGCUGUCAUUCCAGCAGACUGAGGAAUGACCUGAACUGAUGGGGCCAUGGUUCCUGUCCCGUGUCCAGGAGGUACAGUGAGACUUGAAUAUCCACAGGUCCCAACACAGGGACUAAAGUGACACAGCUGUGGGGCAGAAGAAAGAAGGUCCUAAGAAAUGAAGCCAAAUAAAACAGAAGGGUUUCAUCGUUCAUAAGGAUUUCCUUGGUUGUGUUCACUAAAGGAAGGAACAAUAUGAGAAGGGACCUCUUUUUUAUUCUUCCUCUCGCUCUACGCGUCUCCCUGGACUUGAAGGUUUUUCAGACCAACUGCAGGUUUCCACAUCUGAAUCCUCUGCACAUGCCACGCUGUGGACAGGGAGGAAAUGUUAGGACGUAAACAUCUUUCACUAGAAGUGCAAGUCUUACAGAAAGGACCUAAGCAGCCGCUUAGGUCCUUUCCGUAUCGGAACAAUGUCUUUCUCAAAUCAUUCUACCUAGUCUUACUCUGUGACCGUUCCCUAGCUGUUGUCCUGUGUGAACAGAUGUUUUUAAGCUUCACAUUGCCAUUUGUGCUUUUACCCCAAUUUUUUAAAUAUUGCCUGUAGUUUGUGAGAGCGUUGAUUUGAAUUUGCUGAGGAUGUGGUACACGAAUAGUGUCGCGAUGACCCGUUGCUUUUGGGAUUGUUCCUUUUCUUAGGGACACAAACAACUGUUUCUGCUGUGAGUGCAAUGUUUGUCUGUUUAUUACCUCAGACUAUCUGGCAGAGGAACUUAUAGUGACCUCAUUGAACUGAUCCGUCCUUGAGAUUAUAAAGGAAGACGAGCAUGCGGACAAAACCCAUCACAACGGCACCAAAAGCACCCUACUAAUUCAAUGAGAACAGAUGUUAGAACACAGGAAAGACCAAGCCUGACUUUUUGUAAAAUAAAUGCACAAAUACAUGAAUAAUGCCAGAGGGAAUUAAGGAUUUUAUAGGUUUUACCACUUUUACUACCACAGUAUUUAUUUUGCUUACCCAUUUUUUUAAUUUUACUUCAACACAAUGUUUUUUUAUGUUGACCAAUUUUUUUUUCAAUUUUUUUUAACAGUGCUAUUGAUUAAAUCUGAGGCGACUGUAAAACGUAUGUUGCAGAAUAACAUUGCUACAAAUAGGUUCAAUUUAUAUGUAUUCUUACAAAAUGUGAGACACAGCUGCCUCCAUUGGAUUAGUUGUUAUGUGUUUUGUACACAAACAUGGCCGUUUUCACGGAGAAAACACCCCCCCUUCCACCCCCCCCCCCCAUUUUGUCAGACUUCCUGUGGUUCAGACAAUGGGAAGUCAGAUUUGAAGAGUGUUUAACUAAGUCGCACUUCUUCCAUCUUGUACAAAUCCCUCCCUUAAAUCAGACAAUAUGUUUAAUAUACAAAGGUGCCGUUGCUCUGUGAUGCCACAUGUGAAAAUCUUUUACUAGUUUUUCAAAUUUAAUUUAUUUUCUAUUUAUUAUCUAUUACAAUCUAUUACAAAUUUUGUUGGUUAUUAUUUUCAUAUUUAUUUAUGAAGUAAUACUGAUUAUGCCCCUCUGACUCUGAAACAUCAUGUUUUUUUUUUUAACGAGAAAGCAUUUUAUAUUUAUUUUUACCUUGUUUUGUUUUUGUCUGUUGACUUACUCUCAUGUGCAAAUUCACAGCACAUCAACUGUCCUAAAUUUCCCUCCCUCCUUUUAUAUUUUGCAUCCAUUUUAGAAGCAAACGUAAAAUAGGAUUUUAACAUUGCCAGCUAUUCUUUCUGUACAUUCAAACCCCAUCUUUGCACAUUAGUCGUGUUUGUGUCUUGUGUAUGCAAAGCUUGGGUGUUUGUACCACCUUGUAGAUACAUUCUGCUCCUAACUUCUGAUCUAAGAUUUCUUUGAUUAAUCGAUAGGAUGAACCUAACACCAACUUGAUGCAACGCAAUAAAGUGCUCUCAAUGUUGA